Daphnia pulicaria is the source of this 3995-nucleotide messenger RNA. RefSeq names its product hamartin-like (gene Tsc1). The transcript has 10 exons. NCBI's taxonomy places the organism in Eukaryota, Metazoa, Arthropoda, Branchiopoda, Diplostraca, Daphniidae. Gene Ontology annotation, cellular component: TSC1-TSC2 complex. Gene Ontology annotation, biological process: regulation of cell cycle; negative regulation of TOR signaling; negative regulation of cell population proliferation. Bases 227 to 3775 code for a protein of 1182 amino acids. The record is from RefSeq and is a predicted model, not a curated record.
AUUCGUAAAACUUGGUAGUUAUUUCAAUUUGUAUUAAGCUCGUAAUCAGUUAACACGUCUCAACAUCUCGCUACCAGCAUUUGUAAAUUAGAACCACAAAAUAUUGAAAGUGUUGAAUUCAACCUUUUAGCAAGAGUUCGCUCGUGGAUAAUGUUCUUUUUCAUUACCCGCCAUCAACUUCGUCUAUCCUUUAGUGAAACCUUAUCAUUUUAUCUUAAUUUAUUCAAUGGAAAUGGAAGAUCCAUACAUGCAUUUGGAUCCAGCUGAUUUCUUCAAUCUUUUGGAAAGCAAUCAACUGUCAGUGGUGGAAGAUAUCAAGAGUCUUAUUCAUGAUCACCUCAACUCCACCAAAGAAGCAUGGCUUGUUCAGGGUCUCUUCGAUUACAGCAUGUCAAAAGGCUCUCUGAGGGCGAUGGAGAUCCUUCUCGGUCUCAGGGAGACACAUUCUAAGCACUUGCUUGACAAGCUGUCAGAAUCUCUUCGUUCCAGUAAUAGUAGACUCUCUUCACUUAUUUUCAUGGGAUUCUUGGUGCGGAAACAACCCCAAUGGCUUCACAAAAUCAGUUCACACUAUGUAAUGAGGGAUCUGAUCAAAGUGCUCAAGACCGAUGGUGGCGUUGUGGUCUUGGUCAAUGCUUUGCUUGUCUUGACUGCCCUUAUCCCUAUCAUCCCGAAUUUGGAGAGCUCCAUACUCAAUGAAAUCUUUGAAAGCUUCACUCGAUUGGCUGCCUGGAAUUACUCCAACCAGCCCAAACAGCCAGAAGUUUACGUUCUUCAUCUCCAGAUUGCACUCUAUGCCUUGUUCCAUCGCCUGUACGGCAUGUACCCGUGCAAUUUCCUUUCCUACUUGCGUCAACAUUACUCGCUACGAGAUAAUCUGCCCAUCUUCAGCCACACCGUCAAACCCAUGGUGGAGACAGUGCGAAUGCAUCCUCUGUUGGUCACCGCAUCCAAAGACAUUGAAAUUGGAACUGCCAGGUGGAAGCAGAUGAGUGUCCACGACAUUGUCACCGAAUGUGCCAAAUACUCUUUGCUCGAAUGCCAAGAUCUGAGCAAUCGGGAGGAAAUGAUUUGUUCGAAUCUAGUUCAUUCUUCUACGUGUGCUUUAGAGCCAGUGAUUGUAAGCGCAGCACAACCAGCACCGUGGCUUGACGAAGCCAUGAACGUUGCUGGCGAGUGGACGUGGCCGGCUCAAUGGGUUCCUCAGGGUCCUGCAUCUACUAAAGCUCCUCUUAGCGCUCGUGUGACGCCUAAACCCGAUCCGACCGAGAGCUUCCUAAAGCAACAGCAAGCAGCUUCUAUUCCACCUUCGUCUUCGGUGGCUCGGACGUUAAGUCUGACCCCAACAGCCUCUCCAUUGCCACUUCCACCCACUUCUCCCAUGAAAAAAGAUCUUCAUUCAUUCAAAUUUCCCGGCGCCGGAGUGGUGGUAGGAGCUACUGGUGAACACGACCGACGCAGCACAGUCAUUGGAGUCAAAUUGCAGAAAAUUGGCCAGGAACCGGCCAGUAACUCGUUUGCUCACUUUGGUCCCGUUCUUUCCGGAAUGCGAUCAAGACAUUCUAGUGGAGCUCCCAGUGCCGAUCCUCGCAAGAACUUGAUGAGCCCAUCCACUUUGCUCCAAACAGAUCCUCUGAGCCCUGCCCAGCUAGCCAAUAAGCCCACGGACAAGGAUCGCGAUCAAAUUAGUGCUGAAGAUCGGGAAGUGUGUCGACUAUUGUCAACUAAACCCGCUCCCAAAGAUUUCGAAAAGGAAACUCACGCCCUUUCUCAAUCGUGGGUCCAGUCACGGGAAGGAACGCCCUGUGCUCUGCCGCCCAGUCGACCCGACAGUUUACUUCAGGAUAAAAUUGACGAUGUCCGACAUGAUGACAGCGAGCCGGAAGACUAUAGUCGAGCUUGCCAUGAAGACGAUAAUUACGGAGAUGAUGUUCUCGAGUCACGACCAAUCACUGCAGGCCAUGGUCCAGGAGCAGGUGGUGGAGUGACCCACACUUCUUGCCAAUCCGGAGGUCUUCCCAUGGUGGACCAAACGCGCUUCUCCGAUUUUGUUCAACGCGUCAAACGACUCCGCUACUUCAGUCAAUGCCUUCCGGUGGCCAGUGCCAACCAAGGCAGUCCUGGAAGUGGUAGCAGUAUCGGCACCGUGGUCGACAGUACCAGUUCCUUUGGUCAAACGAUGGCGACCUUGCCAUCGCGUUCCCGCAAGCGGAGCAAUUCGUGCCCGAAUUUGCUCCAGCUUGAUUUCAAUGGCGACCAGCGGACUGCCGUCGUUGCAGAAGGUGGCAACAAAGAGGAGCCUUCCUCUUCUUCCAGUUCAACAGCUCAGCAGCAAUCAACGGGUUGCCAGACGGAUCAGGAUCUUUGGCCGCCCACACCGUACGAACAUCUUUUCUUUAGCGUUUUGCCUCCAUCACUACUCUUCCCGCCUCCGCCAGCACCGGCUGAAGCCCCUCCCAGGUCGCUGGCUCCUUCAGAGCUGCUGGAUCGCUAUAUCGACGCCGCAUUCCGGAACCAUGAGCGGAGUAUGGCUCUUUUAGGCAAACCCAACGCUACGGAAGAUGUCGCCUUGCUCAAAGGACAAGUGUUGAUGUUGCAGAGUCAACUGCAAUUCGAGCGCCAUCGCCGGGAAGUCCACGCCGAGCGCAACCGCCGCCUGCUGGCCAAAGCUAAACAAGGCCGUUUGGUUGAGGAGGAACUGCACACGAUGCGUUUGCAGCUGGUGCAAGCCCAGAACGAGAUGGCGGCCGUCCGUCGGGAUGCCGAGUCGAUGCGCCGGUUGAGAAACGCGGCCGAAACUGAACGCGCCCAGGCCGUCCUCCAGUUCGAGGAGAGGACCAAGAAAAUGUUCCAAGAGUUGCAGGACAUUUCGUCUGACAGAUGCGAACGAGAGGAGGAACUACUCACGGCCCGGGACCAGGUCCGUUCCCUGCGUCGUGAAGCGGACCGACUUCACGCCGCUUUGUUUACCGUCGACGCCGAAAUGAAAGAUCUGAGGCGACAGGCCAACGAAUCCAGGCGCUACCAACAGGAUCUCAAGGAUUCCCAGUAUCAUCUGAUCGCCGCUCGAGAGACGGCCAAUUUGCUCCAGCAGCAGCUCAUGAAUCCCUCGGGUGCCGUCUUGAAAUACGAAAUGGAAGAGAUGACACGAGCUUAUAAAGAGGAGUUGAAAGCUCACUGGGAGAAACUGGAACGAGAGAGGCGACAGAACGAGGCGCUGACGUCCAAAUUGGCAGAAAUGGAAUCGGCGGCCGGGCGGCGAGAGACGGACAUUUCCGACCUGAAACGUUUGCUGCAGCUGGUCAAGGAGGAACACCAGCAAGUCAUGCAGGUGGCCGAGCACAAAUACGAGUCGAUUAAAAGCAUCAACGUGGCCUUGGAGAACAACAUUCUGCAAUUGCGCCAUCAGGUCGAACUUGGACGAUCGCGUCAGUCGCGCCGCCGGCUCAUCACCCAACAGCGUGAAGAUGGGUCGGGGGGCGCGACGGCCCUGCCGGCUGGAUCUUCCUCGUCGGCGAUGCCCUCCUCUGUUCCAGGAUUCAGCACAUCACCCAGCAGUCCGCCAUCCUUUUCUUCCAUUUCAGGAGCCAGUACGGAGCAGCUGUCUGUGUCGUUAGCGGUGGAGGCCAGCGAGGGGCUCAACUACUGGCAGACAAUAGAGACGUCGGCGCUGGCCCAAGUGGGAGCCGAUUUGCCGCACGAAGGCAGCGGCAACGUCGACCGUAGUCACAGUCUCGAUAUUGACCGCAACGCCAAGAAACCGACGUCCGAAUGAGAGAGAGAGAGAAAUAAUAUCCCAUGCGCAGGCGUAUAACAUAAUCAUUAACAUACUACUACUACUACUACUAUUACCUAAUACUACUUCUAUAAUCACACGCAAAUUUAAAAAACAAAAAACAAUUCGGAAAUGUGUACGUCUGAAAAAGGAACAUCUUUUUUUCUUCCUUGGGGUCGUCUUGUACCACCAACGUGAACAUAAAAACACAUCAAUAUUA